AGGUUCUGAGGACAAGACCGAAGACUCUUCUGAGACUGAAGACAGUGAAGAUGAUUGGAUGGAGACCAGGGAGCCUCAGCCUCAUAUAAGAAACAACAAACGGCCGUUAAGUGAUAUGAGAUGUAAAACUGAUAAGAAACCAUUUAGUUGCUCUGAGUGUGGUGAAAGAUUUAGACGUAAGGACAUGCUGAAUAUACACAUGAGGAUUCAUACAGGAGAGAAACCAUUUAGUUGCUCUGAUUGUGGUAAGACAUUUAGCCAAAAGCCAAUGCUGAAUAUUCACAUGAGAAUUCAUACAGGAGAGAAACCAUUUAGUUGCUCUGAUUGUGGUUCUAGAUUUAACCAAAAACACCAUUUAAAGUUACAUAUGAGAAUUCAUACGGGAGAGAAACCAUUUAGUUGUUCUGAAUGUGGUAAAACAUUUAGCCAAAAGCAAAUGCUGAAUAUACAUAUGAGGAUUCAUACAGGAGAGAAACCUUUUGAUUGCUCUGAGUGUGCAGAAAGAUUUAGACAUAAGAACCAGCUGAAUGUACAUAUGAGGAUUCAUACAGGAGAGAAACCAUUCAGAUGCUCUGAGUGUGAUAAAAUAUUUGGACAUUCGGCUGAAUUAAAGAUACACAUGAGAGUACAUACGGGAGAGAAACCAUUUAGUUGUUCUCAGUGUGAUAAAGCAUUUAAACAAAAAUCUGAGGUAAAUUCACACAUGGCAGUUCAUACAAAAGAGAAACCAUUUAGUUGCUCUGAGUGUGGUAAAUUAUUUAGCCGAAAGACCGUUUUAAAGACACACAUGAGGAUUCAUACAGGAGAGAAACCGUGUAGUUGCACCCAGUGUGAUAAAAAAUUUAGACUUUCGGCUGAUUUAAAGAGACACUUGAGAAUACACACAGGAGAGAAACCAUUUGGUUGCAGUCAGUGUGAUAAAAAAUUUAGGCAAUCAGCUAAUUUAAAGGAACACAUGAUAAUGCAUACGGGAGAGAAACUCUUUGGUUGCUCUGAGUGUGGUAAAAGAUUUAACCGAAAGUUCACUUUAACGAGUCAUAUGAGGAUUCAUAGAGGAGAGAAACUCUUUGGUUGCUCUGAGUGUGGUAAAAGAUUUCGCCAAAAGUCUGCUUUAACGAGACAUAUGAGGAUUCACAGAGGAGAGCAGUGAUUCAGUUGCAUUGUUUGCAACAAAAGAUUUAUUAGGAUUGAUCAGCAGCUAUUCAUAUUAUACAUAUUCAUAUUUCACUGUUGUAAAUUGAGAAUUAAGAGUCCCUCCUUCACCUGUUUUAAUCAGCUUAACAGUUUUUGAAACGCAGCAUUGCACACGCACACACAGGCCCCACCCCACUCACUCACUCACACAGACACAUUAGAGAGGUGAACUCGUUGAUGUGAAUGAGGCGGUAAAUGUCGACUGGAAGCAACACAAGUGUGGAUAAAGGGUUUCGGACUAAUGAUAAAUUAUUAGCGCUGCUGUUUCAGGAUCAGAACAGAAGCAGCGGUUGGUUUGUAUCGUGCCAGCGUCUGAGUGUCGUCCUCCACACUCACUGACCUGAGCUCACUUUUUUACUAUCAACACCAACACUCAUCACAAGUUAUUAGAACCUGAACAGAACUGAACUUUACUUUGUGUUUGUUUGAUUAACUCCAGAGUUUAAGAGAGACACACACACCCACUAACCUAAUACAAUAGAAACCUAAAAGUUCAUCUAAAUUAUAACCAUUCACUUUACUGAGCUGGUUAAAUAUAUCCUGGGCCAAAUGUUUCGUAUUUAUUCAAGAGCAACUUUUAUUAACCGAGCCAGAGAGUCAGUUUUAUUUAUUGUUUUGGUUUUGUGGUUUAUUUUAUUCCUCAAGGAUAUUCUAAUAUUUCUCAUUCUAAUGUCAGAAUAUUCAAGGCUGCUUGUGUUAGUAUAAGGCUCCAUGGAGAUGCUGCUGAGAGAUUUUUAAAUUACAGGGAUGCGCAAGAAAACAAAAAACUUUACGCAGGUGAAAGGUCUAAACUGUGAAACAACACAUUCAGAUGUGAAGGUGAGAAAUGAGCUGUAUUUUGUAUAUAUAUAUUAUAUAUAUAGAUUAGUUUUGUACAACAAAUUUUGUUCGAUGUGUGCGUAUGAUAAUGUUUUGCUAUACACACAUUUAAAUUAAAAUAUCUGUAAAUUUCAGAAGAAAAUGAAAAAAAAAUUGAAACUGCAUAAUAAAUAAUAAAUCACGCAUGUUGAAAAAUAAAUGUAUAACUAUUUAACAUAUAUUUCACAAAUGGCUCCAACACAGAACAUUCUAGCUCCUUCCACCUGAUGGUGUAGUUUGAUUCAGAUCCAGGCUGAGAGAAGAACUGAUGGAUCCAACACAAAGAUCACACAAAGAGAUUUGUUCUGGACUGUUCAGACAGAGAAUUAGAAAAAAGAUUUGCCCAUAUAAACUGACGUGAACCAGUCAGAAUGAUUAAUACUCAUAUUUUCACUGAUUAAUCACAUGAAUUUAAGGCUGUUCAUUUUUUCGAAUGUUGAAUCAAUCAUAUACGCUGUAAUACACUGUGGUUUUCAGUUGAGAUAUGGAGGGAAGUUACACCAGUUGUUAAAAGCUGGAAACAAGCGGUGAUAUAUUGUGUUGCCCAAUCUAAUAUCAUUUGUAAUAACAUGUGCUCCACAAGAUGGCAGCUCAGUUUAGAUUAAAAACAUCUGCAUCUUUUACAGCAACUUGACGCAAAACUUUCCAACAAAGUGAGGCCAGACAAGGACUUUUAAUGUGAAAGAGAUGCAGGCAGCAUCAAGAUAAAUAAGGUUAUGUGAACAGAUGAUAAAUCAUAAACGAUACAACAGUUGUGGAUGUGGCAACAAUUUAAGAUUUUACAGAUUUUAUUUAUUUUUCAUUUCGCACGUGAGGACUCUUUGCUAAAACCUAAUACAAACAAAUAGCUGACAGAUUUUAGCUUAUACAUUUUUCUAACAAAGUAAGAAAUUGUAUCGUGGAAUAAUUCAUAUUUAUAAUACUGUUAUGUAGGAUUUUAUGAAUAGUGUUUACAGAUUUGUUUGUUGUCCUCAUCCUGGGUUUGAGUGGAGAAUUUUAAUGGUCCUGGAAAAUGUGAUUUAAAAAUAGGAACAGUUGGUAUUACUGUUGUGUCGAUGAAUCAUGUAUUACGUUAUUCAUCUGUAUAACCCAUCAAAUAUCAUUUGAUUGUGGCAUCUGCUGUUUGUUUAUUUACAGUCCUCCACUACAUACAACCUUUUGCUUUGGACCAUAUUUCAUGCACAGCAUCUUGGACUGUUACAGUCAGCGACAUGAGUGAGGCUGUUCCACUGUAACUCAGCUGCCACCGUCCAACUUGACGUCUGGAAAACUGGAGCGUGUGUGUGUGUCGUGACCUCUCUUGCAGAAGGUUCUUGAUGAUGUCACUGUUGAUUUAAAUGCUUAUUGUCAUUUCUGUUAUUGGACACAACAACUUAGUCCUAAACAUCUCUACCCUCUCUCCUCGGCUGUGGCUCAGGGGGUAGAGCGGGUCUUCCUCUAACCAGAUGGUUGUUGGUUCAAUCCCAGUCUAAGUGUUCUUGGUACACCCUACUACUGGGCCCCGAAUAGAGAAAGUGCUGCACAUAGAUGCACUAUAAUCAAGACUAGAAAAGCGCAAAAUAUAUACAAAGCGCUAUAUAUAUAUAUAUAUAUAUAUAUAUAUACAGACCAGAUUUACCAUGUAAUCCCCUUCACCCUCCUCCUCUCAACUUUGCAGACACUGCUGUUGGCAUCAGAUGUAGCAUUUGUGUGAGAGAGAGAGAUAAAGGCUAACCCUGCACUUUCUUUUUCUCUACGUGUAUAAUACUUAUAUGAAGCAUUGUUUGAUAUCACGCUUGAUGUUACAUUACAUUACAUUACAUGUCAUUUAGCUGACGACUUUAUCCAAAGC
This is a messenger RNA of Hippoglossus stenolepis (Pacific halibut), 3883 nucleotides long. Its product is annotated as gastrula zinc finger protein XlCGF8.2DB-like. The record is from RefSeq and is a predicted model, not a curated record. Gene Ontology annotation, cellular component: nucleus. Gene Ontology annotation, biological process: regulation of transcription by RNA polymerase II. Bases 59 to 1150 code for a protein of 363 amino acids. NCBI's taxonomy places the organism in Eukaryota, Metazoa, Chordata, Actinopteri, Pleuronectiformes, Pleuronectidae. Gene Ontology annotation, molecular function: RNA polymerase II cis-regulatory region sequence-specific DNA binding; DNA-binding transcription activator activity, RNA polymerase II-specific. The transcript has a single exon.